Messenger RNA from Penicillium macrosclerotiorum, 7446 nucleotides. Its product is annotated as reducing polyketide synthase sphB. NCBI's taxonomy places the organism in Eukaryota, Fungi, Ascomycota, Eurotiomycetes, Eurotiales, Aspergillaceae. Gene Ontology annotation, biological process: secondary metabolite biosynthetic process; fatty acid biosynthetic process. The record is from RefSeq and is a predicted model, not a curated record. The coding region runs from base 1 to 7446 and encodes 2481 amino acids. The transcript is spliced from 6 exons. Gene Ontology annotation, molecular function: fatty acid synthase activity; oxidoreductase activity; phosphopantetheine binding.
AUGAAUGGGCCAACUGUGUCAAACGGCACCAUAAACGGGCACACCAACGGUCAUAUCACAAAUGGCACAAAUGGGACGAGUGUGUACACGAAUGGUCACACUAAAGCUCCCGGCCAUUUCGAUAGAGUCGGUAAUGGGGUGACAUCCAAUGGAUGUGAAGGAAGCCAGACCAAAAGCUUCUGUCCAGAGCCCAUCGCAAUAUGUGGCAUGUCAGUGCGUCUACCAGGUGGUCUGCACUCACCACAGCAAUUAUGGGACUUUCUGAUCUCGAAGGGCGAUGCCCGUGGGCCCGUCCCGGAAUCACGAUACAAGGUAUCAUCUUUCUACUCUGAAACAACCAAACCCGGAACCGUGAAGACGGAAUACGGGUAUUUUCUUGACGAGACUAUUGAUAUUGCGACCGUUGACACAUCAUUUUUCACUAUGCGCCGUGCUGAAGUCGAGCGGGCAGAUCCACAACAGCGUCAAAUGCUCGAGGUCGCUCGCGAAUGCAUGGAGGAUGCAGGUGAGAUGAAUUGGAAAGGGCGACCAAUUGGCUGCUACAUGGGGAGUUUCGGGGAAGACUGGACGGAAAUGUUUGCCAAAGAGAAUCAGCAGUACGGUUUAUACCGAGUUACUGGGUACGGAGACUUCAUGCUACCGAACCGAGUGUCUUAUGAGUUGGACUUAAUGGGCCCCAGCAUGGUCAUUCGCACCGGCUGUUCUGCCGCUCUUGUGGCAUUGCACGAAGCUUGUCUGGCUAUCAACCGCGGUGACUGCGAGGCAGCCAUUGUUGGCGGUGCCAACCUGAUCAUGGCUCCGGGCAUGACAACUGCCAUGACAGAGCAGGGUGUUCUAGCUCCGGACGGCUCCUGCAAGACUUUCUCCGCAGAUGCCAACGGCUACGCUCGAGGAGAGGCCGUUACUGCUAUUUUUAUAAAGCCUCUAGCUGACGCCAUCCGCGAUGGUAAUCCAGUUCGUGCUGUAAUCAGGGCAACCGCCUCCAAUAGCGAUGGGAAGGGUACUGCGGGUGGCAUCCAAGUCCCCAAUGAUAUUGCGCAGGAGGCAAUGAUCCGACGAGCUUAUGAGUUGGCUGGUAUUCAGGAUUACUCGGAAACAGCUUUUGUGGAGUGCCACGGCACAGGGACCCCAAUUGGAGAUCCUAUCGAAGUUCGGGCAGUCGGUCGGGUGUUUGGUCCUGCCGGAGGCGUCCAGAUCGGAUCAGUCAAGCCCAACCUUGGUCACUCAGAAGGCGCAUCAGGCUUGACUUCAUUGAUCAAGUCGGUUCUCGCGCUUGAAAACCGCACUAUUCCUCCGAACAUCAAGUUUAACGAACCCAACCCCGAUAUCCCAUGGGAGGCAUGUGGACUGUCUGUUCCUGUGGAACCCAUGCCCUGGCCUGUUACUCGUCGUGAGCGAGUGAGUGUGAAUUCCUUCGGCAUUGGAGGCACCAAUGCACACCUUUGGGCUAUCUCCUGUCCCCACACGGUCUACAACAUCUCCCCAAAUACUUCUUUUUCCGCCAAUCAUGCAGACUCGCUGGAGAAAAUGAUCGAAAACUACGAGGGAUAUGUCGAGAAGAACCCAGACAGAGUCACUGAUUUGGCAUUCACAUUGGGAACUCGGAGGGAGCAUCUGCCGUAUCGCAGCUUUGCUGUGGCUAGUCCGCUUGGUUCUAUCACCAAAUCAUCUGCAUCCAAGGCUGGUGAGGCACCGGAUAUAGCCAUGGUAUUUACUGGACAAGGUGCCCAGUGGCCACAGAUGGGUCGGCGGCUUCUUCGCAGUCCUGAGUUCCCUAUUUUUGAAAGGACCAUCAAAAAACUUGACCAACACCUACGCACACUUGAAAAUGGGCCCGACUGGAGCAUACAAGAAGAGCUUCAAAAGCCAACCAAGACAAGUCGGCUUAGCCAGGCUGAGCUCUCUCAGCCGCUCUGUACAGCAGUUCAAGUUGCCCUUGUUGACUUGUUGGAAUCUAUUGGAGUUGCUCCAACUGCCGUUGUAGGUCACUCCAGUGGUGAAGUUGCUGCCGCCUAUGCCGCCGGUGCUCUUACUGCAAACGAGGCCAUCACCGUUGCAUAUUAUCGAGGACAAGUCGCUAAACUUCAAACUAAACCAGGGGCGAUGGCAGCAAUUGGAAUGGGCUCUGAAGAAGUUCAGCGCUACUUGCAACCCGGUGUCAUUGUGGCCUGCGAGAAUUCUCCUAAGAGCAUCACUUUGGCCGGUGACCGUGAGGCAGUUGAGGGUUCUGUAGCAGCGAUCAAGGAAAGUCAACCCGAUUUGCUUGCACGACUUCUACAAGUAGACAAAGCCUAUCAUUCACACCAUAUGGCCGAAGUGGGCGACAGCUACCACGCGAUGAUCGGGGAACAAGUCUCACCCAAGAGCCCUACAAAGCUGUUCUUCAGCAGCGUCGAGGAGAAACUGCUUACCCAAGCCUCAGACUUUGGACCUAAAUACUGGCAAAAGAAUCUGGAAUCUCCCGUCCGCUUCAAUUCUGCUAUUACGACAAUCCUCCAACACAAGAUUGCGAAGAACUUGGUGUUCCUUGAAGUUGGCCCACAUUCAGCCCUUGCAGGCCCCUUACGGCAAAUUCAAACGAAGCUGUCGAACUCGUCUCCGUAUGCGUCCGCACUCAUUCGCAACCAGAACGAUGUGGAGUCAUUCUUGACAGCCAUUGGGAAAUUGUACACUUUGAAUAUCCCAAUCGAUUUUACCAAGGUUAUUACAAGAGGCUCUAUUCUUCCGGAUCUCCCGCGAUAUCCCUGGAAUCAUUCCGAGAGAUUUUGGUAUGAGUCUCGCCUGAGCAAGGAAUGGAGAAACCGCCAGCAUAAAUAUCAUGAUUUGCUUGGUGUCCGUGUGCCUGAAAGCCUGGAAUUCAAUAUCUUGUUCCGCAACCUGUUCCACUUGGAAAAUGCGCCAUGGAUCCGAGACCACAAGGUUGGAGAAGACAUCGUCUUUCCAUUCGCAGGUUACGCUGGUAUGAUUGGCGAGGCAGUACGACAGAUAACUGGAGUUGAAGAUGCAUAUAAACUUCGCAACAUCGUUGUAAGCACUGCUCUUGUCUUAAAUGAGGGCCAGCCGGUUGAGAUUAUGACAACUUUCCGUCGACUUCGCUUGACGGAUUCUCUUGACAGCGAGUGGUGGGAGUUCACAAUUGCGUCAUACAAUGGUACGGUCUGGACAAAGCAUUGCUCUGGCCAGGCAAGAUCUCAUAGCGAGGAUUUUGGUACAGCGGAAGUGAAAGCCCCUCUACUGCGCAAGGUUGGCACCCGCCGUUGCUAUGAAUCCAUGAGCAAAUCUGGCCUCAACUUCGGCCCUACCUUCCAGCGACUUGAGAGUGUCAGGUCGGAUACAGUUCAACGCAAUGCAACUGCCGAGGUUACGGCAAAGGAAGGCGAAGGCAACGGGUACCACUUGCAUCCGACGGUCAUUGACGCAUCCCUGCAACUCCUCAGUGUGGCUGCAUCUAAGGGCUAUGCCGAUCCAACAACCAAAAUGAUGGUUCCUACAAAUAUCGAGGAGAUGUCGAUCUACCGGCACUCCGAGAAUGUUCAAGUGCGAGCUUCUGCAGAUUACACCCCCAACGGUUCCAUCACCGGAAGCGGCCAAUGUGUUGCUUCAGACGGCAGACUCAUUCUUCGCAGUACAGGUAUCAGAUUGUCAGUCGUGGAUGAUCAAACCUCUGAUGAUGGUGGUGAGCCUACAGCCCGUGCUGAAUGGGGCCCGCACAUAGACUUUUUGGACGCGAACACGCUUAUCAAGCCCUCAGUCGACCGUAGUGCUCACAUGCCCAUUCUAACCGAGCUUUCUAAUUUAUGCAUGUUUCAUACGAAACGCGUUAUUGCUGAGCUGGAAACUACAAUUAGACACAUGCAGAACUACCGCUCAUGGAUCGACCGCCAACUUCAAUCAGUCGAUACUCGCGGUCUUGAAAGACUUGAUAAUAACGCGAUUGAACAGCGUGUGACCGCUAUAGUCGAACAGCUAUCUCAAACAUCCGCUGUUGAUGCCGCUGUGGCCAUCAAUAAGAUCUUCAGGAAUGUCGAACUGAUCUUCACCGGCAAACUCGAGGCCUUGGACCUCCUUCUAUCAGAUGAUACAUUGAGCAAACUAUACAUCUUCAUGGACCAAUGCGAUGAAUCCCAGUUCUUCAAACAUCUUGCUCAUAGCAAGCCUAAUCUGCGGGUUCUUGAAAUUGGUGCUGGAACUGGUGGAUCCACAGAAAACAUCCUGAAGCUACUAACCCCCGGGGACAAGGCUUUGUACUCCAAAUAUAUGUUCACUGAUAUCUCUUCUGGCUUCUUUGUUGCCGCAAAGGAGCGCUUUAGAAACUAUUCAAAUAUGGAAUAUGCCACACUCGAUAUUAGCAAGAGUCUCGCUGAGCAAGGCUUUGAGGAACAGAAAUACGAUCUGAUCCUCGCAACAAACGUGAUUCAUGCUACGAAGUCUCUCAGGGAGAGCUUGAGCAAUGUUCGGGAGCUCUUGGACCCGAACGGGCGCCUCUUGCUCCACGAGCUAUCAUCGACCUCCAAAUGGGUCAACUAUGUUUGGGGAACGUUGGCUGGAUGGUGGUAUGGUGCUGCUGAUGGCAGAGCAGACGAGCCAUACAUUAGCGUUGAGCGCUGGGCACGAGAGUUGGAGACUGCAGGGUUCCGCACACCCGAUGCCGCCGUUCUUGAUUCCCCCGAACCUCACCAACUCAAUGCUAUGAUCGUGGCCCGGCCCGCACUCGCGAGGGUCUCGAAGAAGGAAGUCACCAUACUGACCCUGCCGGAGUCAGAAAACGGGACACAAAUAUCCCGCUGUCUCCAGAGUCGUGGCUUUACCGUUCAAAGCUCCCUCUUGAGUGAUGCGCCAUUACCCGCUGGACGGGAUAUCAUUGCCCUUCUCGAUGACGAGGGUCCAUUUUUUGAAAACAUCGGAGAGCAUCGACUUGAAGCUUUCAAGAAACUCAUUAGUACCUUGAAAGACUCCGGUAUUUUUUGGAUUACCGGCCUAUCACAGAUGAAUUGCCAAGAUCCGCGAUUCGGUCAGGUCCAAGGAAUUGCCAGAACCAUUCGAUCCGAGAUGCUCGUUGAUUUCGCCACCUGCGAGGUUGACCAUGUUGGUUCUUCCAUGGAGAGGAUAGUUGAUGUGUUUGAGAAGUUCCAGCUUCGUGAGGAAGACGAAACCCUCAAGCCCGAGUUCGAAUUUGCUAUCGUGGAAAAUUCCGUUCACGUUGGGCGUAUUCACCCGUUCUCUGUACAGAGCGAACUCCAGGAAUCAAAGUCAGAUGGCAGCAUUGCUCUCCGUACCAGUAAGCCAGGUCGUCUGACGGCCUUGCACUGGGCCCGACAGGAAAUAGGAGUAUUAAAGGGCGACGAGGUUGAGGUCGAAGCCUACGCGACCGGCUUGAAUUUCAAGGAUGUUCUAUGUGCUAUGGGGAUUGUGGAGGCUUCUGAGAACGGGUUUGGUCUUGAGGCUGGUGGUAUUGUGCGACGGAUCGGCCCUCAUGUCAAGGACCUCAAAGUUGGAGAUAGGGUUAUGCUUAUCGCGCAUUGUGCCUUUGCAACAGAAAUAGUUGUGUCUGAGAAUCUGUGUGAAAAGAUCCCAGAUGGUCUUGGUUUCGAGGACGCUGCUACCAUGCCUUGCGUGUUUGCCACGUCCAUCUACUCUAUCUUCAACAUUGGAAACCUUCAAAAAGGACAGUCCAUUCUCAUCCACAGUGCCUGUGGUGGUGUUGGUCUUGCUACGAUUCAGCUCGCUCAGAUGAUCGGCGCGGAGAUCUAUGCAACUGUCGGAAACGAUGAAAAGGUCAAAUAUCUCAUGGAUACAUUUGGGCUUCCUCGGAAUAGAAUUUUCAAUUCCCGCAAUGCAUCAUUUGCGGACGAUGUCAUGCGAGAGACUAAUGGUGAAGGCGUGGACCUGGCCUUGAACUCCUUGUCUGGUGAACUGCUACACGCGACAUGGAAAUGCAUCGCUGUGUUUGGUAAGAUGGUUGAAAUCGGGAAGCGUGACUUGAUUGGGUCUGGAAAGCUUGAUAUGAGUACUUUCGAGGACAACCGGAGCUAUUGCUGCGUUGACCUGGAUCAAAUUUGUUUCCGAAAACCUAAGAACAUCGUCAAUCUGGUCCGGGAGCGGCAUAUAAACCCGAUUCAACCGAUCAAGGUUUUCAGCUCCGAUGCUAUCCUCGAUGCAUUCAGGUAUAUGCAACAAGGCGUCCACCUUGGUAAGAUUGUCGUAGCAAUGCGAAAAUCUACGGGGAAGACAAGCAUGCUAGCCGAGGUCAAGGAGAAACCAAAGGCUGUUCGGUUUGAUCACACUAGCGCAUAUCUGCUCGUCGGUGGACUAGGUGGACUAGGUCGAUCUAUCUCUACAUGGAUGGUCGAACGCGGGGCGCGUCACUUAAUCUACUUUUCCCGAAGUGCUGGCACAAAAAUUGAGCACCAGGAAUUUGCGCAAGAGCUGGCCAGCAUGGGAUGCCGUGCCGACUUUAUCCAGGGCGACGUUACCAAUCUUGAUGACGUGACAAGAGCUGUUGCACAAGCUCGAGGUCAUCUCAAGGGUAUUUUACAAAUGUCCAUGGUUCUGUCGGAUCAAAACUUCACUAGGAUGACGCUGAAGGAAUGGAAUACGGCUGUGAACCCCAAGACUAAGGGCACAUGGAAUCUCCACAAUGCAUCACUCCUUGCAGCGGCUGAUUUGGAUUUCUUCGUGUUCUUCAGUUCCCUUUCCGGCAUCAUCGGCCAGCCGGGACAAGCAAACUAUGCGGGUGCCAAUACUUUCCUGGAUGCCUUCUCGCAAUACCGGCAUAACUUGGGACUUCCAGCCUGCUCAAUAGAAAUUGGAGCAGUGGAGGAGGUGGGUUAUAUGGCCGAACAUGACACCCUGAUGCAGAAACUCAAGGGGUCUGGCGCAUCAGAUGGGACGGUCUCGGAGCGCGAGCUUCUUGAGGCUAUGGCUGCUGCAAUGACGUCGAUGUCCAAACCACCUAGAGAGAAGUUGGCAAACAUCUCAUCCAACAACUUCUCUCUCGGAUUUCGGUCCAAUAUCCCCCUGAGCAGUCCCAGCAAUCGUUCUCUCUGGAAAAAGGAUGUCCGCUUGGCUGUCUUCCACAACAUCGGGGAAGCAAGUGGCACGGCGGCUGCUGGCUCCAAUGAUACAUUGAAGUCUUUCAUUUCCUCGGCCAAGGGAGAUGCUGCACUGCUGAACAGUCCCGAGUCGGCACAUCUACUGGCAAUUGAAAUUGGCAAGAAAGUUUUCGGUUUCUUACUCAAGCCGGAGGAGGAUUUAAAGACCUCGUGCUCACUCUCCGAGCUGGGCAUGGACUCUUUGGUCGCGAUUGAAAUGAGACAGUGGUGGAAGACGAUCUUCGGUUUUGAUAUUAGUGUGCUAGAAAUGAUGGGUAUGGGGACCUUGGAUGCCCUGGGAGAACACGCUGCGAAAGGCAUGCUCAAGAUAUUCCACGGCUCUGAUGAAGAAUGA